AUGAAAUACUUGCAGUACUAUGAUGAUUCAAUAAAUAUUCCAAUUAUUUUGCCGUUCAAUCAUUUGGACGUGAGUAGUCUAGGACAAAGUCAGAAUUGUGAGAUAUUAUUGCGCAACAUUUUAACUAAGUGGCAGAGUCGAUUUGAUAUUGAGAAGGGACCACUAUGGGCUGUUGGCUAUCUGAGUGGUUUUGCGCAGGAGAAAGCACAAGUGUGGUUCGCAAUGCAUCAUUUAAUCGUGGAUACAGUGAGUUGGCGAAUUAUCUGCGAUGAUCUGCGACGCCUAUAUGACGGUUCGUCAAAUUUGGGCAAAAAAGGUAGUAGCUACGGGGAAUGGUCACGAUGUGUUCAGUCGUAUGGAACACGUAAAUCAAUGACUGAGGGCGUUUAUUGGCGUAAUCUUGUGAGAAAUGUGUGCUAUUUUAAUGAUAAUUUAAGUAAGCACAGUGGAACAUCUGCUAAUAGACUGGCAACGAAUGCGACUAGUAUCACACUCAAUACAAUACAAACAUGCAGCCUUUUGAGAGACUGCCCACAUGCUUAUGGCUCAAAUAUCAACGGGCUGCUGCUUACUGCGCUCAGUUAUGCCCUAAAAGAACUAACAGGAAAUCGAAUUAACUAUGUGACAUUAGAAGGCCACGGUCGUGAAGAUAUUGGUGACGACAAUAUGGAUAUUAGUCGAACUGUGGGUUGGUUUACAACGAUGUAUCCAGUUCUUCUCGAAAGUGAUGAUGAUCUCAUGCGCAGUAUCAUGAAUAUCAAAGCGCAUUUGAUGCAAGUGCCCAAUAAGGGUAUUGGCUAUGGUACAAUCAUUGGCUACAAAGAACAAGACUUGCCACGAGUUAGCUUCAAUUAUCUUGGACAGUUCGAAGCAGCACCGUUGACUAGAGCAAUGAAUAGUGGUAAGAAUAGACGAUGGUAUUUAACGGAUGGCAUUGUCGGAGCCGAACGUGCGGAGGAUGCUUUUGGUAAUGACGUUAUCGCUGUGAACGGACGUUGCAUGAAAGGGCAAAUACGAUUCAACAUCACGAGCAGGCUGAACUCGGACAGAACAGCACAACUUGCCAAUUCAUUUAAAUCAAAGCUCGAAGAUAUCAUUCGCGACUGCUUUACUACUAAGCCACUUAUUGAAAUAGAUUAUUCAAACGAUUUCGAGCAUCCAUUUGUUUUACUAAAUGCUGAUGCCACUAAUAUUUUGUUUGUCUUGCCGCCUGGUGGUGGUGGUGCUGAGAGCUACUUCAAUAAUAUUGUUCAGCAUUUAUCAACAUAUAAGCUGGUAUUAUUUAACAAUUAUUAUUAUAAUCUUAAAGUAAAAAAUUUGGAAAAAGGCUUAUCAUACGAAACACUAGCUCGUUUAUAUAUAAAAUAUAUCAAACUAAUUCAAUCCAAGGGUCCGUAUAACUUUUUGGGUUGGAGUUUUGGUGGCAUCUUAGCAUUUGAAAUUUCUCGCCAAUUAAAUAAUGCUGGAGAGCGAAUCGAUAAUAUAUUUAUGAUUGACUCGUACUUUAACGCGAACAAAGCUUCUUUGGAAAUUGGCAAAACGCAUGACGUGGACAUGAUUGAUGAAAUAAACCAUUCAUAUUUGCCACAUAUAGAAAACGAGUCGUUUGGUUUAAAUAUAGCCAAUAUGAAGAUAAAUAUUGUAUUGUUUAAAGCCAGUACGGUGGAUAAGGACGAUCGGCUGCGAUAUCAACUAGCAUUAGCUGAAUACUACGUUAAUUCAGCGUUCAAUUGCCUAGAUACAUUACUGAGUCAUAAAUGUAUUCGAGUAAUUGAAAUGCAUCGUGAAACCCAUUUGUCGUGGGUAUCAAAUAAAGAAGAAGUCGCCAAUAUUUGCAAUUAUUUAAAAAGUUUUUUAAAAUGA
Rotaria socialis is the source of this 1863-nucleotide messenger RNA. NCBI's taxonomy places the organism in Eukaryota, Metazoa, Rotifera, Eurotatoria, Philodinida, Philodinidae. The record is from the annotation of a GenBank genome assembly.